Molecule: messenger RNA, 2003 nt
Organism: Poecilia reticulata (guppy)
Lineage: Eukaryota; Metazoa; Chordata; Actinopteri; Cyprinodontiformes; Poeciliidae
Gene: ankrd9
Product: ankyrin repeat domain 9
Source: RefSeq, a predicted model, not a curated record
GCCUUUAUUUAAAAAUAAUUCGGUGUUUCAGCAGUUUUGCAGUUUCCCGAGUUUGAUCCUGAUUAGUGGAGAACAGAAGCUGAAUGAUGAAUUUCCCAUAAAACACAUGUAUACAUUUAAGGUAUAAAAUCUAAUAAACUUUCUAUUUCAAAUUGUCCAGAAGGUUUUGUAGCUUUAAACAUUUAGUGGAAUCAGGUGUUCAAAUGUAAAAGUUGCUGACCCCAGAUCUGGACUCAGUCCAAACUCAAUAAAUACUUUAUUGAUCCCAAAGGAAAUGUUGUAAGUCACAUUCAUUCAAAAUUAUUCAGAGUUGUUACAGAUGGACAAUAAUCUGUGAAUGCAAUAACAACUGAGGCCGACAGGUUGACCAGGAGAUCUGUCAGCCUCACAGCUCCGUCCUUCACAUCUGAUAGUGAACCAUCAGCCAAGUGUUAUAUAAUGGUGAGAUUUGCUCAAUGUGGAAGGACUACUGCACCCAACAAGGUCAAUGAUCCCAGAUAAGUUCACACACCAACACACACACACCAACACACACACACACCUCUGACAGGAUCACAUAUUUACAAUCCAAAUCAUUUCUUGUCAAUAAAAACACUAGUACACAUGUUUACAUCCUGUGACUGGGCUACCGUCCUCAUUAGAAGCUGCAGUAGUUACAAGUCCACUAUGUUCUCUAUGUGAGACACUUGAUCCCCCCCCCUCACCCCCCCUCACCCCCUGUCGUGUCCCAGACUGUACUACAAACAUGCAGUGCGCACAUGGAGCUGCAUGAGGGCGGAGCUCUGCAUAGUUUCCAGGCUAUAAAAGUGUGCGGGAAUGAGCGAGAAGUUUGGACUGAAGAAACACACCAGCUGUUCCUCCAGUCUUCUCAGGGAGAAGCGACCUGUUUUCUCCCGCCGGAAGCAGACUCUGUUGCCCUGCUGCUGUGCGCGGUGAUGCCGUGGCUGCGGUCCUCCUCCUCUUCCUCCACCGGGCAGUGCCUCUCCUGCUCGCCGUGUCAGCGGGAAUGUGAGCGGACGGCGUUCUCCUUCUACUGCGCGGUGCGGGAGCAGCUCCCGGUCUGGCUGCUGGAGGAGAUGCGCAGCAUGGAGGUGUUCUGCUGGGACAACGGAAGCCCGAGAGCCUUCCUGCCGUCCGAAGCCCUGCUGUACGCUAUAGUGCACGACCACCAGGACUAUGCGCGCUACCUCCUCAACAGGUACUCGGUGGGCGCGCUCCGAGCCCCGGCCUGCAGCUUUUGCUGCUGCCCCGGCAGCGGCGCGCCGCACCUGAGCGUGGCGGUGCGCUACAACCGCGUGACCGUCCUCGGCAUGGUGAUGGAGGCGCUGAAGGACUGCGGCGGCCCGGCCAAGCGCAGGGAGUACCUGGACGGCCGCGGCGGUUGCCUUCACGCCGCGGACGCCGGGAAGACCGCGGUGCAGCUGGCGGUGGAGCUGUCGCAUCCCGAGUGCCUGCUGCAGCUGCUGGUCCACGGCGCUCGACCCGACGGCCUCGAGGUGGCGCUGCAGAGGCUGGUGUCGUGCAUGGUUUCGGAGCGGCAGCAGGCGCAGCGGUGCCUCGACUUCCUGCUGCUGUUUCUGGCCAAGCCGCCGCUGCUGCCGUGCCUGCGGGACGAGCCGCAGCGCUGGCAGGGGCUGCUGGGGAACAGGGUGUUCAGCUGGCUCUGCGGCCUGGCCCCCUCCCCCCUGCUGCUGCAGGCGCUCCGGUGUCUGGCCCAGUCCGGAUCAGACCGCAUCACUUCGCUGCCGGACUUCCUGCAGCCACACAGCUGACAGUGACGACAUCUGUUGUGGAAGACAACCUUGAAGGACUGCUGCGACUGGACAGUUUAAAUAUGCUGUAAAUAACAUGUAAAUAUUCCCCAAAUAUACAUAUUAUAGUAAAAAUAAGCGGGCUUGUGGAAUCUAUACUGGACUAAUGGAUCAUAAGCUUUAUUUAUGUGCUGGUUUAGUUGUAAUCUGGCAGUUAAAUGGUGCUGAAUAAAUGCCUGAUUUUUUUGUUUU